Messenger RNA from Racocetra fulgida, 335 nucleotides. The record is from the annotation of a GenBank genome assembly. NCBI's taxonomy places the organism in Eukaryota, Fungi, Glomeromycota, Glomeromycetes, Diversisporales, Gigasporaceae.
AUAAUGUCAAUAAUGACUUUGAAGAAACUGACAAAUUAUUACCUGAUUUUUAUUCGUCAAUUAAUGUUACUGUUGUCAAUAAUGAAUUUGAAAGUAAUAAAGAAAUCGAUGUCUUAUUACCUGAUUCUCAUUUGUCAAUCAAUGUUACUGUCAAUACUUCGCAAGCAGUUAGCACCGAUAAUCAAAUUUCAAUUAAUAAUGAAUGCGUUACUGAUAAUCAACAAGCUGAAAAUAAUGGAGAAUUGGUUGAAUCUAUGUUCAAUGAUGAGGAAGUUGAUGAAUUAUUAUCUGAUUCUCAUUCGCCAAUCAAUGUUACUGUCAAUACUUCACAAGCA